Molecule: messenger RNA, 7136 nt
Organism: Ochlerotatus camptorhynchus
Lineage: Eukaryota; Metazoa; Arthropoda; Insecta; Diptera; Culicidae
Exons: 2
Coding region: 459-7136 (2225 amino acids)
Biological process (GO): DNA integration
Molecular function (GO): nucleic acid binding
Source: RefSeq, a predicted model, not a curated record
UACCUAGUGAAUUCUUAAAUUAAGUAAAAUACACAAUCUUAUACUAGUGAAUUAUCGAUUGAGUUCGGGCAGAAAAUAUUUUUUGCUACUGCAGGAAUAUUGCGAUACGGCCUAAGAAAAGACCGAGAAAGGUGCUUAAACUACGUUAAAUCGACAAGUGAAGGUGAAAAUUAAACUAAAAAUGUUGGUUUAAGCUUAUGAACUACAGUUAUGAUCUAAUUAGACACAGGAAAUACAGCUACAACUUGGACAGAACAUUUAGACUAAAACGUUGAGCGGUAUAGAAUCACUACAAGUAAGGAACGAUCUCAUACUCAAUCUAAUUACAAAUAAUUUCAAAUAUGACAUUUAUAUUAGGAAUUUUGUAAUUCAAUAAAACUGAAUACAUUGAAUUGACAAAAUCUCGAUUCGCUUGCUACCGCACAACAUCUUACAAAAUUCUUGUAAGCACGUCGAGGAUGUCUCGCAAAUCGUCAACCAGAUCCAGGUCGGAAUUGAGUUCUGUCAUGGGUGCGGUAAGCCAACUUUUCGGUACAGGCGAUGUGGGUAGCGCAGCAGACAAGGACACGGGAACUCCAAUAACCGAUGCAGAUGUAGUUGCCGGGAUCAACAGUCUCACUAUCGUGACCAACGCGAAACGCGGAGCGAAGGACUCGAUGAAAUCGGCAACAGGCGCAAAGAGCGAUGCAGCUGUGGUAAAAGUAGUUCCUCCCCCUCCUAGUCCUCAGGUAAAUCUUGACGUUGCCAAUACCAGACAGGCCCAUGUAAAGGGAGCCAUACCCAAAAUAAAGGUUAGUGCUACUACUAAAGUCAAUCCCGUCCGGUCGUCAAAUAUUGUCGUUAACGCGAGACCCAACGCUCGACUUGAUCUGAACCAACGCGUUCAUAUAACUCGGUACAGUCAUUGCGAGUUGUGUAGUGAACGUGAUACUAGUAGAAUGGUGCAGUGUGAUGGUUGCGAUAAGUGGUAUCAUUUCUCUUGUGUAGAAGUGACUAGUGGCAUAGCGGACUACAGCUGGAUUUGUCCAAAGUGUCCAUACAUGCAUUUCGGCGCAAGUCAUCAAGAGCAGCAGACACCAAUGCUCCAGCAGAUUCAACCGGUAGAUCCACCCCCCAACUCUGUAAGUUCAAAGAAGUCCACCGGAAAGGCAAGCAGUAACCGGAGCAAUCAACGGAAGGUCGAUCGACUAUUGCAGAAGCUGGAAGAGCAGAAGCAGUUGGAACAAAAGUUUUUGGAUGAAAAAUACCGCAUUUUGGAUGAAGAGGACGCUGACGAUGAAACUGUCGCCAGUGAUGAUGAUGUAGGAUCCGAGGAGAUGUCCAAAGUGAGAGGAUGGCUGAGAGAUACGGAAAAGUGUGGUGAAGAUUAUGAUUCCGGUCUGGUGGAAGAAGAGUCGAACGAUGAUCAAGUGCAAGCUGUCAUUCAGCAGGCACCGACUAUGGGGCAGACGGAACCGCAAUCAUCUCUACAUGGUUUCGUUCCUAACCAACGUUCAACGCCUCAAGAGACCGUUCGUAUGGAUCCGAGGUUGAGGAGCCGUGUAAUGCAACCUUCCGUUCCAGCACCGAUCCCUGAAAGCCUGUUCCGCCGACCACCGGCACCAGUUCCAGAGGAGCCAUUUCGUCAGCCUGUUGUUCCAGAUACCCAGUUCCGUCAACCACCAGCCACAGCUCCAGGAGUCCAGUUCCGUCAACCACCAGCCACAGCUCCAGGAGUCCAGUUCCGUCAACCAUCAGCCAUAGUUCCAGAAGUCCAGUUCCGUCGACCACCGGCACCUGUUCCAGAAGGCCUGCUCCGAAGGUCGCCUUCGCACACGCUUCCAGAAGACCAGUUCUACCGACCACAAGUACUUCGGUCAGCUGCAGCUUUAGAAACACAUAACUACCUGCCACAGGAUCUUCGGCCUGCUCCAGCUCCAGGAAUCCAGUUCCAUCAUUCGCAAGUCCCUCGAGUGGCUCCAGCUCCAGGAGUUCAGGGCAUUCGGCCGCCACCUGCUGCACCAAAUGAACACUUCUGGCCAGAACCAACAAUCGUCCCGGAAAGCCAGUAUCGUCAACCUUCAGGGUCAAGGAAUGAAAUGCUUCAAGGAGAUUCAACAUCCCGAGGUUUCGGAAAUCCGGAACCAGCUGCUCGCAAUGUCGAAGAGAACGUGUGCAUCCUCAACCGAAGCCAGUUAGCAGCACGUCAGGCUGUAUCCAAGGAGUUACCGGAGUUUUACGGAAAUCCUGAAGAUUGGCCGCUGUUCUUCUCCAUGUACAACUCUUCAACGAAGAUGUGUGGCUUCUCCAACGAAGAAAACAUGCUUCGGCUUCGAAAAUGCUUGAAGGGCAAGGCUCUAGAUGCUGUACGAUGCCGGCUACUCCACCCAUCCAACGUUAUCGGUGUAAUUUCUACGUUGAAAAUGCUAUAUGGAAGACCAGAAGCAAUCGUUCAGGCAUCAGUUAGGAAGAUUCGGUCAUUACCAUCGCCACAAGUGGAAAAACUCGACACUCUUGUCAAUUUUGCAUUGACGGUCGAAAACUUGGUAGCUACGAUAGAGGCAUGCGGCGUCGAAGAUUUCGUAUACAAUGCGUCUUUGAAAUGUGAGCUAGUGGAUCGUCUUCCUCCUGGGCUGAAGCUGGAUUGGGCGAAGUAUUCCAGAAAUAAUGCAGCACCAAAUCUGCUUGAUUUCAGUUAUUGGCUGUACUCGAUCGCGGAAGAUGCUAGUUCAGUUAUGCAAACUUCGUUCAGCACGCAAAGAAGUCGUGGAGCAAAGAAUGAUGGAUUUAUCAAUGUCCACUCUGAAGCAGAAUCAGAACUGUCCCGAUCAGCAGCUGCAAAGACUCGGGGUAUCCACGGAUCAUCAUCAGCGCCAAUGACAGAAUGCAUCACAUGCCGAGGUCAUUGUCCGUCAGUUGCAAAGUGCAAAAGAUUUGCUGAGUUAAGCCUAGUUGCAAAGUGGGCUGUUGUACGAGAGAGAAAGCUGUGUCGCAAAUGUCUGCGUAAGCACAAUGGAUCAUGCAGGCAGCAAAAACCGUGUGGGAUCAAAGGAUGCAUCUUUUUGCAUCAUCCGUUGUUGCACAAUGACCACCAGGAGGUUGAAAAGGAACGUUCUGGCCAAACCUUUGCUACCGGAAGUUGCAAUAUUCACCAACUUCAAACUAGCGAAGUCCUGUUCAGGAUUGUUCCCGUGCUAAUCCACGGUCCAUCAAAAUCCAUCCAGACAUACGCGUUCAUAGACGACGGUUCAGAGCUGACACUGACGGAAGAUAGCCUUGCAGAGGAGCUUGGCGUAAAGGGGCCUCGAACACCGCUGUGCUUAAAAUGGACGGGUGGUACCAAGAGAGUGGAGAAUGAAUCCCAGAAGGUGGAUGUGGAAAUAUCAGCCAUCGGAAAUACCUCGAAGUCGCACAGGAUGUCCAACGUACAUACGAUUCAGAACCUACAACUUCGGCCGCAAACGUUAGUGUAUUCUGAGUUACUGCAACGGUAUCAACACCUCGGUGGACUACCUGUCGAAUCCUACAGUAACGUAUGUCCUCGAAUCCUGAUUGGGCUUGACCAUGCGUCGCUUGGGCAUGCUAUGAAAAGUCGAGAAGGAAAGCCAUACGAACCUAUCGCCGUCAAAACACGCUUGGGAUGGAUAAUCUACGGGAGUUGUUCACGAACACAGCGAAACCAAAACUACGUGAAUGUCCAUACGAUUAAAGUAUGUGAGUGCAAUCUUGAUUCCGACGAUAACCUGCACACCGCAAUGAAGAACUACUUCACUCUAGAUAGCCUUGGAGUGGCAAAACCAGAAAAGAUUUUGCGGUCAACGGAAGAACAACGUGCCUUGGAAAUGCUCGAAAAGCUGACAAUCCCAAAAGAAGGGCGGUACGAAACGGGACUCCUCUGGAAGUACGAUGAUGUUCGCUUUCCAAGUAGCAAAGGAAUGGCUUACAGAAGAUGGCAGUGUUUAGACCGGCGCAUGAAGCGGGAUGAGGAGUUUGCAAAAACCGUGACGACGAAGAUGGAUGAAUACGUGGAUAAACGCUACGUUCGGAAGUUGUCGGAUGAUGAACUCAAUAUGCAUCAGUCUAAGGAAUGGUACUUACCCGUGUUCCCUGUUGUGAACCCCAACAAACCGGGUAAGGUACGGCUAGUCUGGGACGCAGCUGCUCCUGCUUAUGGCGUUUCACUCAAUUCGCUGUUACUCAAAGGCCCUGACCUUUUGACGUCGCUACUUGCAGUUCUCGUCCAGUUUCGUGAAUUCCGGAUCGCAAUUUGCGGGGAUAUCCGGGAGAUGUAUCUGCAGGUUCUACUGAGGCAAGAUAUUCGACUGUGCUUCUUCUGGAAGGGCGAUGAAGGCAACGCGGAUCCUAAGGUGUACAUCAUGUUGGUGUUACCGUUCGGAGUGUCGUGUGCUCCAAGCAUUGCGCAGUACGUCAAAAACACCAACGCCCAACGGUUUGAGAAGGACCAUCCCACCGCUGUUCAAGCUAUCGUCGACCAGCAUUACGUAGAUGACAUGCUUGUAAGCGUGGAAAGCGAGCAAGAAGCAGUGGACCUCGCACGGGAUGUAAAGAAAAUUCACCAUGAAGCCGGCUUUGAAAUGAGGAACUGGAUCUCAAAUAGCCCGGAUGUUUUGGAGGCGUUACAUGAACGAAAUACGGAAGAGAAGGACCUUAAUAUGGCAGAAGGAGUGAUAACCGAGAAAGUGCUCGGAAUGUGGUGGAAUACGUCCACUGAUUGUUUCACCUUCAAGGUUUCUCCACGGUACGAUCCUGAGCUAAUGUCGGGGCAGCGGACACCAACGAAGCGCGAAGUGCUCAGAACCUUGAUGAUGAUCUUCGAUCCUUUAGGACUCAUUGGCCACUUCUUGAUGUUCCUGAAGGUGGUACUGCAGGAAAUUUGGAGAACAUCCGUCGGAUGGGAUGACCCGAUCGAAGAAAAACAGUUUGAGAUGUGGAUGCAAUGGCUGAAGGUCCUUCCUGAAGUGGCAAAGGUAGAAAUCCCGCGGUGCUACAGGACGGCUACAUCUGUUGGAGGUUCCAACGAAGUACAAAUGCACAUCUUCGUCGAUGCUAGCGAGAAGGGUUUCGCGGCGGUGGUGUAUCUGCGAUUCAAGGAGGGGCCCAUCAUCGAAACUGCGCUGGUUGGAUCGAAGACUCGUGUUGCACCAAUCAAAUUUCUGUCGAUUCCGCGCUCGGAGCUUCAAGCUUGCGUUAUCGGAGUCAGGUUUGCGAACAGCAUAGCACAGUCACUGUCUAUCAAGGUGAAUAGACGCUACUUCUGGACGGAUUCCAGUGACGUCAUCAGCUGGCUCAAAUCCGAUCAUCGUCGGUAUAGCCAAUUUGUUGCUUUCCGAGUGAGUGAGAUACUAGAAGCUUCGGAAGUUUACGAGUGGCAAUGGAUCCAAACUAAAAAGAACGUUGCUGAUGAUGGCACGAAGUGGAAACGGGUGCCUGACAUGACUAGAACUAGCCGAUGGUUUAACGGACCGGAAUUUCUCAAGAACAUUGAAGGAGAAUGGCCUGUGGAACUACACAUCGAAGGACCUACUACGGAGGAACUGCGCCCACAUUUGCUCGUUCACGUCAAAUUACCGGAGCCAAUCAUCGACCUCCAAAACUGCUCUAAAUGGACUCCACUUGUCCAUCGAACUGCAUACGUGUUUCGAUUCAUCGGGAACUUGAGGACAUCCAGACCCGAAGAAAGAACUAUUGGAGUGUUGACGAGUUCAGAGCUAGCUACGGCUGAAAACUAUUUGUACCGGCUUGCUCAGGGAAGUUCUUACCCAGAUGAGGUAGCAGUACUAUCGGGCAUACGAGCGUCGGAAAACUUCACAUUAACGAUACCGAAGAACAGUUCAAUCUAUCAUCUUUGUCCGUUUCUAGACGAACAUGAUGUACUCCGCGUUCGUGGUAGAACCAUCAGUUGUCCGUUUGUUAAUCAGGAUGCGGUGAAUCCUGUUAUUCUUCCACGAGACCACCACAUCACCCGUCUCGUCAUAUCCCACUACCACAGCAAAUAUCAUCAUCAAAACCAUAACACAGUUAUCAACGAGCUGCGGCAGCGAUACAGCAUCCCUCGUCUGAAGGCUGCCUACAACAGGAUCCGUCAAUGCUGUCAGCAAUGCAAGAACGACCGUGCACGACCGCAACCACCGGCUAUGAGCGACUUGCCUUUACCUCGCUUGGCCGCCUACGCUCGUCCGUUCACUUACAUGGGGGUGGACUACUUUGGACCGUUUGUGAUUAUCCUUGGACGACGUCUCGAGAAACGUUGGGUACUUCUCGCCACUUGCCUUACCACUCGUGCCAUCCACUUGCAAAUCGUUCACACAAUGACUACCGACUCUUGUAUUAUGGCACUGAGAAACGUCAUGGCUAGGAGGGGGGUACCUGCAGUCGUGUAUAGUGACAGAGGUACAAAUUUCCAGGGAGCCAGUAAAGAACUCCAAGAGGCUAUGGAGAACUUGGAUCGAGAUCGUCUAGCGGCGGAGUUCACCACCUCCCAUACGUCCUGGUAUUUCAUUCCUCCCACUUCACCGCAUAUGGGUGGAGCAUGGGAACGUCUCGUACGAACUGUCAAACAGAACCUUGGUAAACUGAAACUCAACAGAACGCUGUCCCAUGAAGUCCUCGAAAACAUGCUAACGGAGAUAGAGAAUAUCGUCAACUCUCGUCCGCUAACUAGCAUUCCAAUCGACGAUGACCAGUCACCGGUGCUAACUCCCAAUCAUUUUUUGCUGGGAUCAAGCAAUGGACUAAGGCCUUGGGUUCCGUUUGACGACAGCUCUGAAGUGCUCAAGAACUGCUGGAAGCUUUCGCAAACUUUAGCCAACCAAUUUUGGAAGCAGUGGCUUCGGGAUUAUCUUCCCUCAAUCACUCGAAGGACGAAAUGGCUCACGGAGGUGAAACCCAUCAGAGUCAACGAUAUCGUUGUCAUCGUGGACCCGAAACUUCCUCGGAACACUUGGCCUAAAGGCCGAGUUAUUGGGAUAAAGCAGGGAUCGGACGGACAGGUGCGAAGUGCUACUGUGCAGACUUUCGGUGGCAUCUACGAGCGACCAACUGUGAAGCUUGCCGUGCUCGACGUAGGCGCUGGAAGCAAUGCGCAUCAGGAUGACCAGAAGCCCAUUCCGGGGGGAGUGUUGGUUGCGCUACGUUGA